CUCAAUCGAGUUGGGCAAGAUUUAAAACUGAAACUUUUUGGUGUGCUAUAAAAAGAGUCCUCCAUCACAACUUUUCUUGGACUCCAACUGUUUCCUUUCACUUGUCAUUUACUCUCACAGAGAGAAUUCUACAUACGCCUCUGCUGUGUCCGAGGCAAACAGAGAAGAAACACACAGACAAUAAUGGCGGUUUCUUUGAGAUGGCUCUCGCCAUCCACAAUGCUGCUUCUGAUGCUGCUUGUCAGCGUAAAUGCCUCAGCAGAGAAGGAAGAGCUGAAUACUUACCGGUUAGUUUCUUCUUCUUCUUUUCUUUUACUUGACAGGUCAAAUGAUGCAUUAAAUGAACAUGUGAUGGACAAUCCAGAGGAAGUUGCUGCAAUGGUUGAUAUGAGCAUACGCAAUAGCACAAAAAGGAGAGAGCUGGGAUUUUUCUCAUGUGGAACAGGCAACCCAAUUGAUGAUUGUUGGCGAUGUAACCGACAGUGGCACCUUCAUCGGAAGAACCUAGCCAACUGUGCUAUUGGCUUUGGACGCAAUGCAGUCGGUGGUCGUGAUGGCAAGUACUAUGUUGUCAGUAACCCUCUUGAUGAUGACCCCGUUAACCCUAGACCCGGAACGCUUCGCCACGCCGUCAUCCAAGACAGGCCUUUGUGGAUUGUGUUCAAGAGGGACAUGGUGAUCCAACUUAAACAGGAACUUAUCAUGAACAGCUUCAAGACCAUUGAUGCUCGUGGAGUCAAUGUGCACAUUGCCAAUGGCGGUUGUAUCACAAUCCAAUAUGUCACAAAUAUCAUUAUCCAUGGUCUCCAUAUUCAUGACUGUAUACCCACCGGGAAUGCUAUGGUUCGAAGCUCGCCUUCUCAUUACGGGUGGAGGACAAUGGCUGAUGGAGAUGGGAUUUCAAUUUUUGGAUCAAGUCACAUUUGGGUUGAUCACAAUUCUCUUGCUAAUUGUGCUGAUGGACUUAUUGAUGCUAUAAUGGCUUCAACUGCUAUCACAAUCUCAAACAAUUACUUCACCCAUCACAAUGAGGUUAUGCUGUUGGGUCAUAGUGACUCUUAUACAAGAGAUAAGGUCAUGCAAGUGACCAUAGCCUAUAACCAUUUUGGUGAGGGUCUUAUUCAGAGAAUGCCAAGGUGUAGACAUGGGUAUUUCCAUGUAGUGAACAAUGACUACACACACCGGGAAAUGUAUGCUAUUGGUGGAAGUGCUAAUCCCACCAUUAAUAGCCAGGGAAACAGAUAUCUUGCCCCAGCAAACCCUUUUGCCAAGGAGGUGACAAAGAGGGUGGAAACUAAUACCAAUUUGUGGAGUCACUGGAAUUGGAGAUCAGAGGGAGAUUUGAUGCUCAAUGGAGCCUACUUCACUCCAUCAGGAGCUGGAGCAGCUGCCAGUUAUGCCAGGGCCUCAAGCUUAGGAGCCCAAUCCUCUUCCAUGGUCGGUACUCUUACUGCCGGUGCCGGUGCCCUUUCUUGCAGCAGGGGCUCGCAAUGUUAAUUUUCAGCCCUUCAACAAUCAGGAAAAAAACAACAACAAAGAAACAGAGGAAAAAAGAAAAGAAGAAGAGAAA
This is a messenger RNA of Tripterygium wilfordii, 1570 nucleotides long. Its product is annotated as probable pectate lyase 8. Lineage: Eukaryota; Viridiplantae; Streptophyta; Magnoliopsida; Celastrales; Celastraceae. Gene Ontology annotation, molecular function: pectate lyase activity. The transcript is spliced from 7 exons. The coding region runs from base 184 to 1497 and encodes 437 amino acids. The record is from RefSeq and is a predicted model, not a curated record.